Blastomyces gilchristii SLH14081 is the source of this 1692-nucleotide messenger RNA. RefSeq lists its product as uncharacterized. The transcript has a single exon. The record is from RefSeq and is a predicted model, not a curated record. Bases 524 to 685 code for a protein of 53 amino acids. NCBI's taxonomy places the organism in Eukaryota, Fungi, Ascomycota, Eurotiomycetes, Onygenales, Ajellomycetaceae.
GGCAAAACCACUAUACAUGAUACGAGAAAGAAAGGAAAGCCCCAAACACGCAGAAACGAUCGCCGAAGGAAAGUUAAAAACCGGGGCAGCCCAACAAGACAAGCCUUGCGACCAACUCUCCUGACGACGCACAGAAAAAAGAAGAAGAAAAAAAGAAAAAAAGAAAGAAAAAAAAGAGGGAAAAAAAAAAGCAAAAGCAGCCCAGGCGUCACAGACUCACCGGAUCACAGCUGGGCGCCCGCAGAUCCUUCGUGGCUUGCACGCUACAGCCUAGCUAGCCCAAGUAUCCCAGCAUCGCCCAGCAAUCACCCAGCAAUCACCCAGCAAUCACCCAGCAUCACCGAGCUUAGCGUGGCCGCUGGCAGUGCCUGGGCUAGAGCCUAGGGGGGGCUUUCAAACUCCAGCCAGGCUUUUUGGCUGGUUCGCGGUUAGACCUCCGCCCUGGAUAUGAUAUGACUCGUUGGAAGAGAGGGAUGGUUAUUGAUUGUCGUUCUGAUUCAGGAUUAAUUAGUGGUGAUUUUUAAUGGGAAGUUACACAUAUACUGUACCUAGCAAGUUUGCUAGCAGCAGCCGAGCCGAGCCGGGUCCUAGUAAACGAACGGGGUUUGUGGGAAAAAGGUGGCGAUGUCGACCACGUUUUUUUCUUUCCUUUUUGUUCAACCUCGUUUUCCCAUGUCCUACUUAGCGUGGUCGAGAUGGAUAUGGGUGGUGGUGGUGGAGGUGGAGUUCGGUGAUAUUUGUUGUAAGCUACUUACUACGCUCGGAGUUCGUAGUUAGUAAGUUAGUAGUUAGUAGUCGGUGUGUAUCAUCACGGAUCACGAGACUGGCCAGCGCAUCCAUGGAAUGCUCCAGGGUCAAGAACGUGGCAAGCCGCAACUUAAACACGCUCCACCCACCCUGAGGCGGCGAGGGGUUUGGUGUGGAAUUAUUUGUCGGUUCGGGGUUUUCUAGAAAAUGGCUUUAUUUGUCUUCUUCUGGACAAGCCUAUUAUUAUACCAUGACAUUGCCCUCCAUCUAACUAACACAUUUUAUACAUCUUUUAUACUCUCCAUAUAAACUCGCCCAUCGCCCAAACAUCAAUCACCAAACACAGUCAGUUGAACGCAGCGAACACACACGUGCGAAACGGCAAACUAACCCACCAACCCUCUCCUCUCUCCGAUAGCGCGCGCCUUUUGCCAUAUGGGCCCCCUGCUAGGCUGCUUAGCCUGCUUAGCCUGUCCUGCUAGGCUUGUUGAACGCAUGGCAAGCCAUUCAUCAUUUAUUAUUCACCAGGCUAACUAAACUUAAGACUCACAAGGGGGGGGGGACUUUGUCAAACUGGCUCGCUCUCUCGUUCGAAUAAUGCGGAGUAUUCAUGCGGGCUACGGCGGUUGACCGAAAUUAAUUCCUAUUUCUAUUCCUAUUCCUAUUCCUAUUAUUAUUAUUAUUAUUAUUAUUCUUUUUCUUAUUAUUCAACGCCCGUCCUCUCAACUUGCAAGCACCCACCAACCACCAACUACGCCCUGUCUCAGAGUUAGCUUGCAAGAGGAAGAAUUGACUUUGAAUUCCUGAAACAAGCUCACGCGGGGCGCCCCGGUUGGACAGGGGGGGAAAGAAUAAUUAUAAUAAUUGCAAUAAAUAAAAAGAAAAAAGGAAAAAAAGUAUAGGUAUAGAAUAGUAAUAAUAAGUUAGAACAGUGCUCAUCAAUCA